This is a messenger RNA of Tyto alba (common barn owl), 4195 nucleotides long. Its product is annotated as calcium/calmodulin-dependent protein kinase type IV-like. Gene Ontology annotation, molecular function: calcium/calmodulin-dependent protein kinase activity; calmodulin binding; ATP binding. The record is from RefSeq and is a predicted model, not a curated record. Lineage: Eukaryota; Metazoa; Chordata; Aves; Strigiformes; Tytonidae. The transcript is spliced from 12 exons. Bases 707 to 1849 code for a protein of 380 amino acids. Gene Ontology annotation, biological process: protein phosphorylation.
GGGCCGGAUCCUGACGUUGGGUUGUGGGUGCUGAGGGAGCGGGUGCGGCGUGAAGCCCGGAGCGGAGCCCGGAGCCCCGCGGGGCGCGGUGCAGUGGCGGCGUGGGGCCGUGGGGUGGCACGGCCGAGCCAGCCGGGAGCGCGGCGUGGGGCGGUGAUGCUGCCUGGGAGGGUCCCCGGCCCCGCACCCCCACCUUCCUCUCUCCCUGCAUCCCGGCAGCCCCGCGGUCCCACAUCCCCGCAGCCUUGCAUCCCUGCAUCCCUCCAUCCCUGCAUCCCUGCAUCCCUCCAUCCCUGCAUCCCUCCAUCCCUGCAUCCCUCCAUCCCUGCAUCCCCUCAUCCCCACAUCCCUCCAUCCCCACACUCCUCCAUCUCCACAUCCCAGCGCUGCUCAGCACCCCACUCAGCACUGCCAAGGAGCUAAACCUAACCCCCCCACCACCCUCCCCAGAGCAGGGGGGUGUGGUUGGGGGGGGGGACGGACCCUGCCCAUCGGCUGGCAGCACGGGCCCGGGGGGCUGCAGCCGGGUGCAGAACCAGCAACGAGGCGUGGGGGGGGGCUGAGCGGCCCCCACACCCAGCGCCCACCCCCCCACACCCAGCUGCCCCGCACCGGGGAUGAGGCAGCGCCGAGGGGGACACGGCUCCGCCGCGCAGCGACGCCACAGCUAACGCAGCUAGCGGGAGCUCGCUGCCCCUGGCCCACCAUGCCCUCCUCCAAGACUGGCAGCGAGUACUGGAUCGAUGGGUCCCACCGCGAGACGGCCCUGGAAGAUUUCUACAUCGUGGGCCCUGAGCUGGGCCGGGGAGCCACCUCGGUGGUGUACAGCUGCGAGGAGAAGGGCACGGGCACCCCGUACGCCGCCAAGAUGCUGAAGAAGACGAUCGACAAAAAGAUCGUGAGGACGGAGAUCGGGGUCCUGCUGCGGCUCUCGCACCCCAAUAUCAUCAAGCUGAAGGAGAUUUUCGAGACGCCCUCGGAGAUCGCGCUCAUCCUGGAGCUGGUGACGGGAGGAGAGCUCUUCGACAGGAUCGUGGAGCGGGGUUUCUACAGCGAGCGGGACGCGGCCCACGUCGUCAAGCAGAUCCUGGAAGCUGUUUCGUAUCUGCACGAAAAUGGAGUUGUCCACCGUGACCUGAAGCCAGAGAACCUGCUCUACGCAGACCUGUCCCCCGACGCUCCCCUUAAAAUCGGUGACUUUGGGCUCUCCAAGAUCGUGGAUGAACAGGACACCAUGAAAACCGUCUGCGGGACGCCGGGGUACUGCGCCCCCGAAAUCCUCCACGGGUGCCCCUACGGCCCCGAAGUGGAUAUGUGGUCCGUGGGCGUCAUCACCUACAUCCUGCUCUGUGGCUUUGAGCCCUUCUUCGACCCGCGAGGGGACCAGUACAUGUACAGCCGCAUCCUCACUUGCGACUACGAGUUCGUGUCCCCGUGGUGGGAUGAGGUUUCCCUCAACGCCAAGGACUUGGUCCGAAAGUUGAUCGUCCUGGACCCCCAGAAGAGGCUGACUGUCUACCAGGCUCUGGAGCAUCCCUGGGUCACCGGGAAAGCCGCUAAAUUUGCUCACAUGGACAGCACGCAGAAGAAACUGCAGGAAUUUAAUGCCAGGCGGAAACUGAAGGCUGCCAUGAAAGCCGUGGUGGCUUCCAGCCGCCUGGGCAACCACGGGCACCACGACUGCUCCCGCAGCGGGCGCAGCCAGGGGGGUCCCCGGGGUGCCUGCCUGCCCCAGGGGACGGGGACCGCCAGCCCCGAAGCCAGCGCCACCGAGGACCUCGACGCUUUCCAGAGCGACUGUCCCGCCAUGUCCCAGGUUCCCGUGACCGGGGCUGGCUGCAAGAGCUAACGUGUUCGGCGGUGCCGCCGGCUCGCCGCCGCUUCGGCAAGCAACACCCCGCCGCCCCUCGGCCGCUGGCACGGGGAGAGGCAGGGGAAGCCGGGGGGGACAGGAGCACCCCGAGCGUGGGUGUGCGUCGGGAGCCCGUGGUCUGUGGCGUGGAGCAUCCUUCUGUAGUGUCCUGUUGCCAAGUGCAGUCGUAGCUGGUCGCUGUGAGUGUGUGUCUGUACGGACCCGACUGAGGAAACAAGGCUGGGGACUCGGUCUUCCGACAAAUUAACCAUUUUGGACACUGUGGCUGGAAAAAAUCCCAAGUGGCUUAAAAACGAGGAGCAAACAGCAGAAAAAGGAUUUCUUACACCUUCCCUGCAAAGGCAGUAAGUUGUCUUUAGGACAGAGUUUUGCAAGUUCCUGUACACAGUCCCGAAGGGUUUAUUUGCUGAGGGGAGAGGUGUGUCGGGACCGUCGCUGACCACUGGCGGUACCUCUCCAGUCGCGGUUACAGGACCCCGCUGAGGGUUUGCUGCUGUGUUAGACCAGGUUUUCAGGAGCCUUUGAACCCAGCUCUUUGAUCCUACCCGGAGAAAAAGUGUUUGCCAGUGGUUCCUUUAUUAUCUCUAGAUGGUAGACGACCUCUGCUUGAUUUGUGCUUUGGUUCUCAUUCGUUCCCACGUUCAGUCUUGCUGCGGGUACGUGGUGCUGGUGAGAUUGUCACAAACAGGGAAUGCUGGCUUGUCUGGCUGCUGCGCCGGCGUUCCAGGUUACGGCUCACACGAUGAGUUUGAACAAAGAACAGUGGAACUCUUUCUACGGCGCGUUGUAAGACUUUGUAACACGUAACGGUGCUGCUGUUUCCUGAGUGAGGACAAUGAGUUUAUACGUAUUUUGGUUUUUGUUUUUUGUUUUUUUUAAGACUAAUGCAAUCAGUUGAAAAACUUCUUGAAAAGAAAUUUUUUAGGCAGUUAUUUAUGAAGCCACGGGAUAGGCGUUUGCAGAUUUUAAUACAGAACAACUAAUCAGACAGGAAAAGCCAUAUUACACAGGCAGGAUUACAGAAAGCCUGGCAGCUGCUCCGCAGUCCCAGCUGGUGUGAUCCAGCACAAGCUCAACUAGCCCGGGGCGAUGAUGUGACCUGCACCCCUCGCGGGUUGGGCCAUACACACAGAACAGUGUGUUCGGCAAAAAAUAUCUCAGCUGGAGAGGAACUAAAUCUGUACAUGAGGUUAAUUUUUCCAGGAUGGGGGGACACAGAACUGACUCCUUGAUAAAGGAAGGGCUGCAAAUGAAAAUUAAAAUUUUGCUGAAGCUGAAAGCCGCCAUUACAGACAGCUGGCUCGGCGCAGGGCGCAGGUCAGAGGGUCAGAGCUGUAAUCGGGGCGGCAGGAAAGCAAAUGUAACACAGCGACCUUCAUAUUUAUUUACAGCACAAGCAGAAAUCACCAAGUGUAAGGGCUGAGCCAUACUGUAUGAAGCUCAUUUCUGCUUAGGGUGCUUGUAAAGCCAAAUACAGAGGAGGGAUCAGAUGUUCAAGAGAGUUUUUUAAUUGGAAUACUAUUAGGUCUUAACCAGAAAUGUGCUUUUUUUUAAAACUAAGUCAUACCUUUAAUGGGGAAGCAGAUGCACAGCAAGAUUUCCCUUUGGAGAAAGCAAACGCUGAUACCAUGGGAGAAAGCUCCAGCAAAGGGAAAAAUAUUUCUUUUUCUUUGCGUUUUGCAGGAGGGGUGGUUGUUUUCUCUCCUUUUUUUCACAUCAAGGGCUGAACCUUGCAGUGUGCUUAACUCCGGUCUUUAUCCUACGCUUGGGGUGACACUCUCUGUCCUUCAGACUCUGCGAUGUGUCCUCAUUUACUCCAGUGGGGCCAGAACUCCAACUUUAACCAUGUUGUUUACUACCCCGAGUUUUAAGACUAUUUUAUAUCCUUUGACAUGAAAUCCUUACUCAAACGCCUUGCAGGAGUAGGCCAGAAUGCUCAGUGCACCCUGACCCUGUGAAGCAGGGCCUGACGAAUGUUGCCCUGCCCGCAGACCAUGCCUGAUCCCGCAGAAUAAUGGGAAAUAAGGGGAUUAGGAGACAGGCAACAGUGCCUUCAGCGAUGGAAGGCAGCCGGGGGAAAACUUUAAGCAAAAUAGGAGUUGGCCUCUUACAUCAACGAAGUAUUAUUCCACAAAUAUCAGCAUUUAAAGGUAGAAAAAAGUAUUCCUGGGAGUAAAGCUAAUAGGAGACGCCAUUUGGGUCUGUAUGCUGUUUUCAGAACGUGUUUUAAUAACUUACUACUUCAGUAUAGUGGUGACAUUUCCGAUAUUGCAGGUAUUUAUGAAAAAGUACAGACAUCUAAUAAAGCAUCAAGCAUCACAA